AUGCUGAGACCCAGCUUGCCCGGCUCUGUCUUCGGUUCUCCUGGAGUCCUCAACAGGCUGGACUGGGACAUGUCCCCCACCUUGUUGCGGACAGUGAUCAUCUUAGCCUACUGCAUCGCUUGCCAGAGAGCUGCUGGGUUUGGAGCCCAGGUGGACGCCUUCACACUGAGGAAGUUCUGUGAAAGGGAAUGGCCAGCCUUUGAGGUUGGCUGGCCUGAGACGGGAAGUCUCGACCUGGGAAAGUGCACGGCAGUGCACGAUGUGAUCUUUGGGAAUCCCGGGCACCCUGACCAAAUGCCAUAUAUUGAGAUCUGGAUGAGUAUUGCUAAUGAUAAACCAAGGUAUCUGCGGGAGUGUCAGGGCGACUCCAAAGGAAAAAAGAAGGUCAAAAGCAGGUCGAGAGUGUUGGUGAUCAAGGGCACGAAGGGGGAUAGAUUCCCUAGGAGGCCUACAGCUCCUCCUGUCCUCCCCACUAAGCCCGAAUCCCCCAUACGACUGAAAAAGAGGAGGGAUGAGAACCCUCCACCGUAUGCUGGCACUUCAGGGGCUACCACUCCUGAACCCGAUUCCACUUCUGGGUUGCCAUCAGGAGUCCUGAGCCCACCUCAUACCAGAGCAGGAACUAUGUUUGGGUCAGAGUCCACACCAGUCGGGACUUUUCCUUUACGGGAGGUGGGGGAAUUAGAUAUGUCAGGACGGCCCCUCCGAACUUAUGUCCCGUUUAGCACUUCUGACUUGUAUAAUUGGAAGAAUCAAAACCCUCCUUUCUCUGUAGACCCAGAAGGGGUGGCAACUCUACUUGAGUCAGUUUUUUACACUCAUCAACCUACUUGGGAUGAUUGUCAGCAGCUGCUGAGUACCCUAUUCACUCUAGAAGAAAGGGAGAGAAUUAAAAUCGAGGGAAAGAAACAGGUCCGGGAUAAAAAGGGAGAGCCUCCCACUGACCAGGACGUGGUGGAGGAGGUGUUCCCCCAAUCCCGACCUAAGUGGGACCCCAACACAAGCACCGGGUAUGAGGCCCUCACCAGGUACCGCCAGACUCUAUUAAGGGGUAUCCGGGCUGCGGGUCGGAAACCCACCAAUCUGUCUAAGGUGACCGAGUGUAAGCAGGGUGCAGACGAGAGUCCGACUGCCUUCUUGGAGAGGUUGUACCAGGUAUAUCGAACCUGGACGCCCAUAGAUCCCAAAGCCCCUGAGAAUGUGCAGGCAGUCGCCCUCCAGUUUGUGGCCCAAUCCGCCCCAGAUAUUAGGAAGAAGUUGCAGAAGUUAGAGGGUUUUGAGGGGAAAUCUCUCUCGGAGCUGUUGGCUGUAGCACAGAAGGUUUUUGAUAAUAGAGAGGACCCCGCGAAAGCCACUCUAGAACUAAAUAAGAAGAUGGCACAGGUCCUUUUGGCUAGGGAAAUAGGAAAUAGAGAGGAAAGAGGGAGAGAUAAGGUUAAGAUUAUAGGAGCCACUGGGGAAGCAAGGAGUUAUCCAAAGUCCAUAGGAAGAGUCGCUGGCCCUGGCCUGAAGACUAUUACUCACUCUUUCCUGGUGAUACCCGAGUGCCCUGAGCCACUAUUAGGUAGGGAUCUCCUUCAUAAGCUACAGGCCACCAUUUCCUUUGAGACAAAUGAAGGACCAAUAGUACAAGCAGGUGGCCGAAUUUUGCUCACCAUGCCGGUAAGGGAGGAAUAUCGUCUCUAUGAAGCACCACAGAAUGUAGGCAACCCGGACUUAUUAACAAGGUGGAAGCGGGAGAUUCCAAGAGUUUGGGCCGAGACCAACCCCCCAGGGUUGGCUAAACAUGUGACCCCCAUAAUAGUCCAAUUGGUCAGCACUGCCACCCCAGUCCGAGUCCGGCAGUAUCCCAUGAGUCGGGAAGCCCAGCAUGGUAUCAGGAACCAUAUUAGACGCCUAAAAGAGGCUGGUAUCUUGGUGCCCUGCAAGUCAGCCUGGAAUACACCCCUUCUCCCGGUCCGAAAGCCUGGAACGAACGACUUCAGACCAGUGCAAGAUCUGCGAGAGGUAAAUAAGAGGGUAGAGACCAUUCAUCCCACAGUUCCCAACCCUUAUACUCUCCUCAGUCUACUGUCGCCUGAUCGAACCUGGUAUAGCGUCCUAGAUUUGAAAGAUGCCUUUUUCAGCCUCCCCUUGGCCCCACAGAGCCAACCUAUCUUUGCCUUUGAAUGGACAGACCCCGAGGAAGGUGAGUCAGGACAACUAACUUGGACCCGACUUCCCCAAGGUUUUAAAAACUCUCCGACCUUGUUUGAUGAAGCCCUAAGCAAGGACCUACUGACCUUCCGAAGUGAGCACCCUGAGUGCAGCCUCCUACAAUAUGUGGACGAUCUGCUGAUCGCUGCCUUAUCUCGAGAGGAUUGCGAAAUGGCAACCAGAGACCUACUCGAGGUACUGGGGAACUUGGGGUACCGGGUAUCGGCCAAAAAGGUUCAGCUGUGUACCCAAGAAGUAACCUACCUGGGCUACCAAAUUAAAGAAGGACGAAGGGCCCUGUCUGAGGGAAGAGUCCAGGCUAUCCUAAAGAUCCCGACCCCCACUACCAAGAGACAGGUCCGGGAAUUCCUGGGAGCGGUAGGCUACUGUAGGCUAUGGAUCCCAGGGUUCGCUGAACUAGCAAAGCCCCUCUACACCGCCACUGGAGGGGGCGACACUCCUUUGAAAUGGACUGAGAUGGAAGAAAGGGCUUUCCAGGCACUGAAGGAGUCCCUGGUAAGUGCCCCAGCUCUAGGUCUCCCAGACCUGAACAAACCGUUCCAGCUGUUUGUAGCAGAAAGUGCUGGUGUGGCUAAGGGAGUACUCACUCAAACCCUGGGGCCCUGGAAGAAGCCUGUCGCCUACCUGUCUAAACGACUGGACCCAGUAGCGGCCGGAUGGCCUGGAUGUCUGAGGACAGUGGCAGCAGCCGCCCUACUGGUGAAAGAGACUACCAAACUAACUUUUGGGCAGACCCUAGAAAUCACCACAGCCCACAAUCUUGCCAGCUUACUUCGCUCCCCUCCGGACCGAUGGAUGACCAAUUCUCGGGUCACCCAUUAUCAGGUACUGUUGUUGGACCCACCCCGCAUUACUUUCAAACAGACUGCAGCCUUAAAUCCAGCUACCUUGCUCCCCAACCCAGAGGAAGACGCCACCCAUGACUGUGGAGAAAUCUUGGAAGCCCUGACCUCAUUGAGAGCUGACCUGACGGACGUCCCGCUACCAGACGCACAGGAAACCCUCUACACGGAUGGGAGCAGCUUUGUGGAAGACGGCGUACGGUAUGCAGGUGCCGCGGUGGUCACCAGCCGGGAGGUCUUGUGGGCUGCAUCCUUGCCACAAGGGACAUCAGCCCAAAAGGCGGAGCUGAUAGCACUCAUUCAAGCACUCAAGUGGGGAGCAGGGAAAAAGAUAAAUGUGUACACCGACAGCAGGUAUGCUUUUGCCACCGUCCAUGUCCAUGGGGCACUAUAUCAAGAGAGAGGACUGCUGACGGCUGGGGGAAAAGCUAUCAAGCAUGCUCAGGAGAUACUGGCCCUGCUAGCAGCUGUUUGGGGGCCAGAGAGGGUUGCUGUCAUCCACUGUAAGGGACACCAGAAAGAUGACUCAGAAGUCUCGCGAGGCAAUCGGUUGGCAGACCAGACAGCUAGGAAAGCGGCCCAAAGACUAGUGGGGACCACGGCCCAACUGGUGGUGGCUACCCCUAUACCAGGAGAAGUGACAAAAGGACAGAAACCAGUGUACUCGAAACAGGAAGAGGAGAUGAGCCGGAGACUGGGGGGGAGAUUAAAUGAAAAAAGAUAG
Molecule: messenger RNA, 3783 nt
Organism: Erinaceus europaeus (western European hedgehog)
Lineage: Eukaryota; Metazoa; Chordata; Mammalia; Eulipotyphla; Erinaceidae
Exons: 3
Coding region: 1-3783 (1260 amino acids)
Biological process (GO): virion assembly
Molecular function (GO): nucleic acid binding; RNA-DNA hybrid ribonuclease activity
Source: RefSeq, a predicted model, not a curated record